ACCAGCCGUAUUUGCUGUUUCACUCCGAGGAUCGGAGUACACACUUUUUCCUUCGAACUUCGAUGGGUACCCCGGUACCGAUGACAGCCAGUAAUCAGAGCCCCCUUGACUGCAGAAGAGCUACCCGUCCAGUCCGGCAUGCCUGACAUGUAGCCGUCCGUCGUGCAGGGCAACGACAGUAGAGCACCAACCCCACGGAGGCAAACCGAUUGUGGCUAAUGUGGUGUACUUUUACAGUGGGUGAUAGAGUGGUGCUGGAUCAAGCGAGGCUAGACAGGUGCCUCUAGUGUUCCAUUUACUAUUGCGGUGACUAGAGUGAACCAGUGACACUGAUUUUCGGAUUUACACGCCUUGUCUGUACCGGACCGCUGAAACUAUGAGGAUUUUCAUUUUGCUUGUAUUUUCGGUUCUUAAAUUGCAGUUGAGUAGAUGUCAAAGCUUCAGAGGUGGCAGUUCGGGAAACUUUGGAUAUGAUGCUUCCUCAGCCUGUAGUAGACCCUACUCAAGAUCGGCAAGAGCACGAUUUGAAAAUCUUCCCUGUGACUUCAGACACCAGAACUGGUGCACCGUUCCUGGCAGUGCAUACCCAUGGCACGCGGUGCGUCGUUUCGUGCAAGAAAAUCAAGGACUGAUGCGACGCAUGUACGGAGAUGAGCGACACAUCAGCGUCCUAAGAGCAGAGAUAGAUAAUAACGAUGUUACCGAGGCUGAUAUCGACGACGAAUUUUUUCAGCCAGUCGAUGAUUCCACAUACUUUGAGGACGAAGACGACUAUGAAGAGUUUGAAGAUGAGGAUCAAGAGAGCGCUGCGGAGUUUGAAGAUAGAAGCUUUACAAGCAGAGCUUUCGACGACUCUAGUGGUAGAAGAAGAUUCAGCAAGUUCCCAAAAUUGGGAGAUUAUUCACGACCUCAAUUCCGGCCUACCAGUACCAGGACGACAGCAAAGUUAACGACGAGCGACUCAACAACAAAGACACCGGUUACUAAAACCGAAGAAGAAACUAUCAACAAUUCUACAGAUCAAGAGAAUGCGACGAUCGUAGAAAAAACUACAACACCGGUAGUAACUUUGGCUCAGAUUGCUAACGUGCAAAAUCUGAGCAUCAAUGAAAUUCCGGACAAACAGCCGGACAACCUAGACGUAAAAUCGGAAAAUCUCACAGAUCUGCCCGAAACUGUCAAAACGACGACCGAACGUAUGACUUCUGAAAUGGAAGUAACUACGGACUUACCAACAACUGUAAUGGUGGACCCCCUAGACGUCGAACUCGGUGACGAACCGGCCAGAAACAAUCCGAACAAAGGUCCAGGUAUCGAGCAGCUAUUUGCUGCCACAGAGCAGCACUUUAGACCGAGGCCAGAGUACAGACCACCGGAAGUGAGGCCGGGAACUGCUUCGCCAAAUGCGGGAGGACAACUGUUCCAGGACGUCGCUGCGAAAGAUCAAGCUCCGCCGAUCCUGAGGCCGAGAGGAGUAAACGCGUGUCCGGUAAAAGAAGAAGUCGUCGCACCUUUCUGGGCGAAUAACACUCGUGGCGAGGUACUCGCCCUGCUGAACCUUUAUCCGUUCGAGCAGUACGUACAUUGGGAGAAAUGCACGAACGAGAACAAGCAGAUGCACUGCCGGGAUGGGUGUAGAUGUGAACAGCAGUUCAGACUUCACAGACUGCUGGCCUAUGAUCCGAAUAAUGAGUGCCGAGGUAUCUUCAGCGACUGGUUCAAGUUUCCAAGUUGUUGCGUCUGUCGAUGUUAUGAUUUACCGGUUGAAUUUCGAGUCACGUCUCGUUCGCCAAGGGCGCAAAAACCUCGACGUAAAACCAAAAAUCAAAUGCCGUCCCAAUGGUACACGCACUGAGGACAGAUCGGGGGUCAAAAUACAGCCUACGGAACACCGGUUGGAGAAUUAUUCGGAAUACGCCACAAAGUUUUUAAAUAUAUAGUAUUAAUUGUCUGAUGUCGAGGUCAAAUUAUCUAGAAUAUUUAUUAUACGUAGAUAUUACGUUGAAUUUAGCAACACGCUGCGUGUCUGUCACUGUGAUUAAGUUUGGAUUAUGUUCAGUUUUCGGAGUGCUGAAUUCCAAAUGAGCGAUUGAGAGUUGUGAUCGAAGCCCAACAUCAGUUUAUCACUGUUCAAAUGAAGAACGGAACAAUAUGUCACUUGUAAACACACAAAUUUUCAUUUUAUGGUAAUUCUUAAAAUCGUAGCACGAUACUUAUAUUUUUCAUACUAUACUGACGAUUGAAUGUGAAUAAUAUACUUACGACAGGUUAUUGAAACAAUUAAUAAAAAAAGUGAAACACAUUCUUAAGAUUCUUUACUGUGUGUACGUUUUUGUUGAAUAUGUGUAAUCAUGAGUAGUGGACACAGUGUUACUUGACAAUCACUACACACAUACCUGAAUUCAGCAAGAAUCGACCAAACUCAGGUUGUCUACUCACUACUGCCCGUGACUACACCUACUCAUAAUUAUAACUUAUUAUAAAGCUUUCAUUUUUAUAUUGUACGAUUUAUCUUGCUUGCCUAUUAUCAAGAUACAUUUUAUUUAAGAUACGUUGACAUACGUAUGUUAUUAUAACUUACAAUUAUAUACAGUACUACAUUGUAAAUGGUUAAAAAGUACUCAGGUCACUUUGUGCGAGUGAAAUGAUUUUUAUAUUCUUCAUCGAUCUGUCAUAAAACUGAUGUAAUUUCAGUAAAAACUGACAAAAGCAUAACCGUCCAAAAAGUAGAAGGGAGAAAAGAAGUUUGGUUUUUCGUAAAAGAACGAACUUACCCUGUAUAAAACUUAAUACAUAAUAUGGGAAUUCAUGCAUUUUAUCCAAUGUGUGCGACGAACAAAAUAAAGUAACAGUUUACUAUCACGAUAGAAAUGAAAUGGAUAAGAAAAGAGAUGUUCGAAUUUGAUUUGACAUCGCAUGUCUAACGACAAAAGACCGUAAGCACUAAUAAUGCGAUUUCAGUAGCAAAAAUUCGUAUGUUUUUUUUCCACCAUUCCCAUGAACAGCGUGUGAUAGCGCUCAAAACCUUAUACCAUUACACAUGCGAUUACAACACCAAUUGGCAAAUCGGAAACUAUGUGCGUAUUUGAAAACGCUCAUGAUUGUAAUCGUUAAUCCAUUUCUUGUUAAUUCAUUACUUUGAUUUUAUUGUUUAAAUUAUGAAUAUAUAUACACCAUAUUCCUUAACUUAAUGGAUAAUAUAUAAUAACAAUAAUAUUACGAACUAAAGCUGCCUAUUGUCAUAACAGUAUUCCAUAAAUAUUCAAAUAUUUGAAUUUUUUACAAAAAAAAAAAAAUCAUCGUAGAUUCAAAUUCCGUAUGUUAUAAGGUACCGAAA
Molecule: messenger RNA, 3337 nt
Organism: Neodiprion fabricii
Lineage: Eukaryota; Metazoa; Arthropoda; Insecta; Hymenoptera; Diprionidae
Gene: spz4
Product: protein spaetzle 4
Exons: 6
Coding region: 377-1855 (492 amino acids)
Biological process (GO): innate immune response; regulation of Toll signaling pathway; central nervous system formation
Cellular component (GO): extracellular region
Molecular function (GO): growth factor activity; Toll binding
Source: RefSeq, a predicted model, not a curated record